This is a messenger RNA of Salvia splendens (bonfire salvia), 366 nucleotides long. RefSeq lists its product as uncharacterized. The record is from RefSeq and is a predicted model, not a curated record. NCBI's taxonomy places the organism in Eukaryota, Viridiplantae, Streptophyta, Magnoliopsida, Lamiales, Lamiaceae. The transcript has 3 exons. Bases 1 to 366 code for a protein of 121 amino acids.
AUGAACCACGGGCUGAUGUUGACUUCUCCGCUGAGAUCAGUUCAUAAAUCCGAGGAGAAGUUCAACCAAGAUGGUAGUCCAGAAAUGCCUUUGUUGCGGCCUCAGGAACUAAGGCUCGCCAUCAUGGCUUCAGAGAGAUUGCUAAUCCUUCAGCCGCACAACUGGUGUUUGAGAAGAGAUUACGGGAUGCUGCUGUACUAUAAAAGAGAAUAUGAGGCUGUGGUCCAAGAGCUGAGCAUCUGCAUGGCUUUCGCACCAGAAGAGGAGGCGGAAGUCUUGGAGCCUUUCGUUGAAAAGCUGCACCUCAUGCGGCUUGAAACGUCGUGGAAAUCGCUGGGGCAGAAAGGCAGGCUAACAAUUCCAUGA